AUGCCAGAUGAGCAUUUACCUCCUUAUCCGUCGUUUGGAUCUUUUGCUACUCCUGUCACAUCCACAGUCAGUUCUUAUUUCGACCCGUAUGCUGCCGGGCCGUCCCACACUGCUCCUAAUCUUCAUGCAUAUCCUCCGCUGGGCAUGAGUCCCCAUGACCCAUACUAUCCGAGUCACAUGCCUCUGUCCACUACUGAGUUCAGACUCACAUUUGUCGAGAUUCAGCUCGGCAUCGUUUUUCGUCACCUUCAUGAGCUUAGUGCUCAACAGUCUGCUUCUGGAGCACCUGCGAGUGCCGCACCAUCUUCAUCCCCUUUGCCACCACUACCGACAUCAUCCCCUCCUCCACCACCACCGUUACCAUCGUCACCUCCACGACCAUCUCCACCAGCACCGUUGUUUCCUUCACACCAUGCCCUACCUCCGUCUAUUGAGGGGCACGUUAGCGCUUUAGAGGAGGAUAUGGCCUAUGUCCGAGGGGUCAUUGAUGCAUCUACACCCCCACGCCCACCCCCACUCUAG
This is a messenger RNA of Helianthus annuus (common sunflower), 522 nucleotides long. Its product is annotated as vegetative cell wall protein gp1-like. The record is from RefSeq and is a predicted model, not a curated record. The coding region runs from base 1 to 522 and encodes 173 amino acids. The transcript has 2 exons. Lineage: Eukaryota; Viridiplantae; Streptophyta; Magnoliopsida; Asterales; Asteraceae.